AUGACCACGACAGUAUCGAGGCGUCAACGUGCUGUAGCUCCUCCUCGCGCGUCCAGCUCGGGUGGCGCGGAGCGAAGCGACGCGAGUGGCGGCGCUGGCGACACUCACGCGCAUCGUGCCGACGCGCCGUCCAACGCGCAGCGUGCGGGAUUGUGGCUGACUGCAGCUGCGGCGGCGGCGGCGGUUGUUGCGGCGCCUUUUGCGGUCGCGCCUUGCGCUCUCGCCGACUUCAAGACAUACAACCACGCUUACCUACGCGGCGCGGACAUGUCCAAUCAGGACCUUUACCGAUCCAUAUUUGCUGCGUGCGACUGCAGGCUGAUCAACCUGAGUGGGUCGAACCUUGCUGGCAGCACCGACACAUUUGCCGGCUUUGAGCUCGCCAACCUCGAGAACACAAACUGGGAGCGUGCUCUUGCGGACCGAGUUGUUUUCAAAGGGGCCAACCUUCGCAACGCAAACUUCACCAACGCCAUUCUCUCUGGAUCGCAGUUCGAAGGCGCCGAUGUGACCGGAGCAGACUUCACAGAUGCGAUAGUGGACAAUGCACAGAGGCGGCUCAUGUGUCGCAAGGCCAAGGGGGUGAAUCCAGUGACAGGGGUAGAGACCAGGGAGAGCCUCGGCUGCUGA
Messenger RNA from Closterium sp. Naga37s-1, 630 nucleotides. Lineage: Eukaryota; Viridiplantae; Streptophyta; Zygnematophyceae; Desmidiales; Closteriaceae. The record is from the annotation of a GenBank genome assembly.